CCGGGGGGGAGCGCGCGGCUCGCAUCUUUUGUGUGUGUGUGCGCGCGCGCGCCGGGCGGCUCGCCCCUCGGCGGGGCCGCGCGGGGGACGGCUCUUUGUGCGCGCGCCCUGCCCCCAGCCCGCCGGGGGACAAUGUCUCAGCCCCGAGGCAAGAAGAGAAACCCUGGGCUGAAAAUUCCUAAAGAAGCAUUUGAGCAACCACAGACAAGCUCCACGCCACCCAGAGAUCUGGACUCCAAAGCCUGCAUCUCUAUUGGUGAGGAGAACUUUGAGGUGAAGGCCGAUGACCUGGAGCCCAUCUCCGAGCUGGGACGAGGUGCGUACGGGGUGGUGGAGAAGAUGCGGCACGUGCCCAGCGGGCAGAUCAUGGCAGUGAAGCGGAUCCGAGCCACGGUGAACAGCCAGGAGCAGAAGAGGCUGCUGAUGGACCUGGAUAUCUCCAUGAGGACAGUGGAUUGUCCCUUCACUGUCACCUUUUAUGGGGCACUCUUCCGAGAGGGAGAUGUGUGGAUUUGCAUGGAGCUGAUGGAUACCUCACUGGACAAAUUCUACAAACAUGUCAUUGACAAAGGCCUGACGAUUCCCGAGGACAUCCUGGGGAAAAUCGCAGUCUCUAUUGUGAAAGCACUAGAACAUCUCCAUAGUAAGCUCUCCGUGAUCCAUCGAGAUGUAAAGCCCUCUAACGUGUUGAUCAAUACGCAGGGGCAGGUGAAAAUGUGCGAUUUUGGGAUUAGCGGUUACCUCGUUGACUCUGUUGCUAAAACCAUGGAUGCAGGAUGCAAACCCUACAUGGCUCCUGAGAGAAUUAACCCAGAGCUGAACCAGAAGGGAUACAGCGUCAAAUCCGACAUCUGGAGCCUGGGGAUCACCAUGAUCGAGCUGGCCAUCCUGCGCUUUCCCUACGACUCCUGGGGCACGCCCUUCCAGCAGCUCAAGCAGGUGGUGGAGGAGCCCUCGCCACAGCUCCCAGCAGAGAGGUUCUCAGCAGAGUUCGUCGAUUUUACCUCGCAAUGCUUGAAGAAGAAUUCCAAAGAACGGCCAACAUACCCAGAGCUUAUGCAACAUCCUUUCUUCACCCUGCACGAAUCCAAAGAGACAGACGUCGCCUCUUUUGUCAAGCUCAUCCUGGGAGACUGAGAACUGGACUUGGAAAAGAAUUGCCCUUCUGUGGACUGGUGGGUGCAGGGGAGGGGCACGUGGCAGGACUUGUCAUGGAAGCACCAACAGAAAGUUGCCGUGUUUUGUUUUGUUUUGUUUUGGUGUGGUUUUAUUCUGAGAAACCCCCGCCUCGCCCGAGUUUUUUUAAAGGGUUCUUUGGUAUCCAUAGUGACAUAGAACGAGCUGGUUAGUGGAAUGAAUUUUAAUAAGGUUGGUAACCUUAAAACAAAAAACAAAACAACAACAAAAAAAUUUUUUUUUGAAAGAGUGAUUUACAUAUUUAAUGACCGUCAAGGUUCCUCUUCCUAACUUGCUCCUCAUCCCCCUUCCCUUCCCCUUGAACCAGAAUUUGCUUUGUCAUGGUAAUAGGUGCUAUGGUAGUCAUGAAGUUGUAUGUAGAUUUAUAUUUUGUCCCUUCCAUUAUUUUAAUAUUUAUGUUAAGUGCUUGAUGGAAUAGAUUUCUGUUUUAUAUGAGGAUGAGUGCGUGGUGAUGAUGAUGAUGAUGAUGCAAAAUGAGGCCACAGCAAGCAGCACUUGUAAGGCUUUGCUGGGGAAAAGGUGUCCGAGGAGAGGAGAGAGGAGAGGAGAAGUGUCCCUGAUGUGGAAUAUAUUUAAUGUGCAUCAUAAAAGGAAUUGAUAAGAAGACUUGCAGCUCAGCUGUGUCAGGGAGGAAGGCCCUGGUGUCCCCUGUGGUCACCUCUUCUCCAGACACCAAGCUCCAAGUCUGGAGCUUCCCAGCCCUGUCCCACCCCCUGCCCUGCUGGAGAGGCAGGCUGGGAGCUCUGGGAGUCACUGGGACAGUGUUUGGGACAAUGUCUGGGACAAAAGGCCCGGAGGGAAGGAAGGAGGCUGCCAGAGGAGUUGCACAAAGAAGAGGAGGAGGCUGCCCUGGUCAGUGCCCACCUGCCCAGCAGCGUUGCAGUGCCCGAGGCUGCCUUGGGCUGGGGAUGAGCUGCUUUGGGCCUCCACGGGAGCUCCUCUCUGCUCCUCGGGGUGAGCCAGGAUCACAGGAUGCACGGUGUGACACCUGUGACAAAUGGCACGGUUUAGUGCUGGUUUCCAGGGCUCCUGGCACUGCUUUGGCAGCAAUCCCUCCGUGCUUGCCCACAGGGUCUGGGAGUGCCAGCGCUGCCAGGAGCCCGUGCUGGCAUGUGGGUUGGGCUGUGUCCAGCCCCAGCUGGGAUGCUGCAGGCAGCCAGCAGCACUGGGCUCUGCCCUGGGCUGCAGGUGGGACCUGCAGCCUGGGAAACCACACAGGGACACCACAGCCCACCCUGCCCAGGAGCCCCUUGCUGCUGGCUGGGUCCCUGGGGACAAGCUGCAAGCCAGGGGCAGGAGAAGGGGGCUGGUGAGGUGGGAGAGGAGCUGGAGAUCCCUCUGCCCUCGGGUCAGUCGGUGUCUGGAGCAGGGGGCACGGUGAGUGUUGCUGAGCCCGGAGCGAGGCCGCUGGCUCCACAUUAACGCUGCUUUGAGCCACACCUGCCCAGCUGCCUGAGCUCCUCUGCCUUUGCCCGUGGCUCCUUCCCCCAGCCCUGCCACGGGGCCUGCCUGUGCGUUCUGGGGAGGCUGCACAAGUGCCUCGUGCCCCUGCACCACGCGCUUCCGUCCCCACCCCUCGCUUGGCCACGGCCCCUCAGAGCCAGGUCUGACCAGAAACACGCCCUGCUCUGCAGUGCUGAACCUGUGCAGGUGUCAACUGACCCUGUGCCAAUGUCACUGACCCUGUGCAGGUGUCACUGACCUUGUGCAGGUGUCACUGAACCCUGCUCUGCAGUGCUGAACCUGUACAGGAUGUCACUGACCCUGUGCAGGUGUCACUGAUUGUGUGCAGGUGUCACUGAACCUGUACAGGAUGCCACUGAACCUGUGCAGGUGUCACUGAACCUGUACAGGAUGCCACUGACCCUGUGCAGGUGUCACUGACCAUAUGCAGAUGUCAUUUACCCUGUGCAAGAUGUCAUCUCACCCUGCUGUGCCAGGUUAGCAGCUCCAGGCUCUGCUGGUGCAGGGUGGAACAGUCUGAGGGGAUUUUGGGAAGGGAUCCCCUGGCAGGGCAGUGUUCAGAGCAGGGCUGUGGGCUGGUGGCACCUCCCGUGCUGGGGACAUGCUGGGGACAUGCCAACACUUCAGAGAGGCGCACAAAGACACCGCCAGUGCCUGGGCUGUCACUGUCACUGCCACCACAGCCUGUGGUGCUGCAGCUCUGCCCUGGGCUGGCAGUGGCAGACAGGGGAGCAUUUGUGGGAUUUAUCAAUCCCUGUGCCCUCGGCUGCAGAGCAGGGCUAGCAGGAAUCAGGGUGCCAUUCACAGCUCGUGCAGGUUUGGGGAGGAGGUUCCCCUUGCCCAGCCCUCGGGGCAGGACAAGCUCCAUGUCUCACCCUGUGCCCAGGGGAACCUUUCAGGUUAUAUUUUGUGGCGGGUGAAACACGAGGAUGUUUUACUUCACAGUGUAAUUUUAAGAGGCCUCGCAUGGCUCAUGAUCUGCCCUCUCAUAUUCCAUGGUGUGUGUGUGUGUGUUUUCUCUCUCUCGCUUUCUCAGAGUCACAGAGCUGUUUUGAUUGAUUGUCCUCAGCUGCAGCUGAAAGUCCAGCCAGCCAGUUUAUAGACUUGGUUCCAGCAUCAAUUCUCACUUUGAAAAACAUGACAUUUAAAACCACCCUUUGGUUUUCCUACAUAUGGAUCUGAUGCUUUUGUUCAAGAUUGUUUUUGCUGCUUUUCCCCUGCAAUAUAAGUCUCAUUUGGACACCGCAUCUCCUUGACCUCAGAGCACCUUCAUUUCAGUGCCAUUGUAAUUGACAGGUUGAAUUUAUGAGACACUGUCAAGGCUCAGUAUUAAUAGCAGAUAUUAAUGUCACCAGCGUUUUCCAAUAGAGAAUUAAUGGCAGUGUUGUCUGCAGCUAGUAACCCUCUGAAAGGUUCCUCCCUGCCUCCACACAGGCCUCGCUUUUCUGCUUUCUGCUCUAAUCCCUUUGUUUUAAUGACAUUACAACAGGGCACGCAGCAAAUCCCUCCCCUUCCCUGCUCCUUCUCCAUGACUUUGUUCCUUUUCAAGUCGUUUGUGUCAGCCCAGAGUAAGUGUGGAGCUGUCUGAGCAUGGGAAAUGCUGUGAGAGGUGCCCAGUGCUGUCCCUGCAUCCCUCGUGGUGGACACAGAGCUUGGCCUGACCCAGGAAUUCCUUAGAGAGAAGCCUGAGCUUGGUGGCUUCAGCUCAGGGAGGAGAGCCAGGGAUUCCUGUGUGCCUCAAAGCCCUGCAGACCUGCAGGAUGAGUCAGGCUCUCCUCUCUGCUGUUUAAUUGGCACCUCCGUGAAGAUGAAAAGCCUUUGGUUGCUGCUCAGAUCUUUGUUUGGCCAGACAUGCUCUGGGAAACCUUUCCUGAGAGCCUGGCCCCCUGAACAGCCCAGGGGUUGAGGCUUAGGGAUGUUCUUCCCAAAGGUUUUCUGUGUUCACACAGCACAGGGCUUAGGAUUGCCCCAAACUGGGAUUUUUAGAGAAGCAGGUCUCAAAUGCCAUAAACCUGAAAGAACCCCAAAGCCAGGGAGCAGAGAGAGAGCAAAGCUGCUGGGAGCUCAGCACUGGGCUGUGGGCUGGCCCAGCUGUGGGUGGGUUUGCAGGGCAAGGAGGGCCCCUCCAGGCUGCCACAGCUUAUCAGGAGGCACAGCCCAUCCCCAGGGAUCCCCAGGUGUGAUGUCCAUCCUCCUCUUCCCCCGGUACAGCCCCUGCAAUCCCCAGGGUGCUGCAGGCCUUGCCAUGGCUGGAGCUCUGAAGUGUCACUGGUGUGAAAAGUGUUUUCUGGGUCCCCAAGAGCCCUUUGGACCCUUAAAUCUGAAAGAGGAGUUGGAGGGCAUUUUCUGGCUACUGUUUUUAAACACCAGGUUCAUGCUGCUGCACUGGGUGCAAUGCCCAUCUUUCCUGGAGUUCUUCCAGGUGUACAAACCUUGACACACAUAUCUCUGUACUGUAUUUCUCUGGUUUUCCCUGACUUUUGAUGAGUUUAGCAGUGACAAGAGGCAACUCUGACUUGUUAAAGAGGUGAAACUUCAUUUCUGGAGGCAGGUGUGGGUCCCUACUUGAAAAAAUCUCUAAAAAAAUCUCAAUUCUCAACCCUGCUGUUGAGCAGGUGCUGCUGGGGCAGUGCUGCUGCACCUUGUCCAGGUGGGAAGGGGCUGCCAGGGGCUGAGGGCACAGCCUCCACUGGGAUUUCUCCAUGCUUGCUGCCAGCCAUGUGUGUACCUGCACUUUUCCCUUCUUCCCUCCACGUUCUGGAAGAGGAAAUCCUGCUUGGUCAACACAGCAUUGCUUCAGUGGCUGGUCUGGUGUGGUUCACACAAGAUUCCCACCAGCUCCCGUGUUUAAUAAGUCUUUCUUAUUCAAAACAACCCCCAAACUCCUCUCUCAGAAAAGCCAGCCAAGAUGCUCCUUUUUUUUUUUUUUUUUUUUUUUCCCUUCCAUCUUGUUCCUGUUAGAGGAACUCUGGGAGUCUGUCUUGGUGCUUUCACUCUUUCACAUGCCAAAGAUCCCUCUUAGUUACGCUCCUGCCAAACCAGAUCUUAUAGUCUUGCCUCUGAAACCAUCCACUUCCCUGCUCCUUGGGGUUCCUUUUGUUGCUGUUGCUUUUUCAUUGAAUUUCCUAGUGUUUAUUGACAUGUCUAUUGUUGAGCUUCCUGGACACAUGCAGCUCUCUUUUUUUGGGAUACAGGGAAAGACAAAUAGUUGCCUUCACUUCUGUGCCCCUGCUGCUGGGGAAAUACUGUCAGUGCUGUGAUUGCUACAGAUGGGAUGGCUCAUGUAGAGCUGGGGUCGUGGAGGGUGUAAACUGGCACUGCUCCAUUGGCUUGGCUGGAGGAAGGCCAGUUUUGUCCAGCUGAGAAUCUGUCCUUAGUGUCUAAACAGUUAUUACACACUAAUAAAGAUUAAUUAUCACAAAUCCCCAUGGAUUAGACAUAAAAUGGCAAGUUUUGCUCAUUAAUCUUUAUUGCCAUGUUAUGGUUGUUGAUGUUAGAGCAUGCUCCUCUCUCUGCUCUGGCCAUGGCCAGAGGAGGGGGCUGAGCCUGGGGAGUGGAAGGCUGGACAGAACACACAGAACACACCAGAUAUCCACAUUUCAUACUCUGUGUCCUGCCCCCAGGCUCCUUGUUUUCUUCAAAGCCCUCAAGCAGCAGCAGAGGAUGGAUCCCAGAGCUUUGCCUGCUCCUCUGGCCUCUGCCCGGGCUAUAAAACCCAGAUUGUUUCUGGUGUGAAGGGAGCAGAUCUCCUCAUUAAUAUUUCAGCUCAGCCUUUGCUGGAGCAGAUGGAGAAUGUGAAAUUUGCCCUGUGCUCUGCAGAGCUGGGUGAUUCCCUCCUGGAUCGUGGCUGGAGGAGUGGCAGCUCUGUUGAAGGCUGAAAGGACUCUGCUCCUUCACAUAACCCCACUCCAUACAAACAGUGGCUUUUGGCAAUAAAUAGGGCCAGAAAAAGCUGCAUCUCAGUUUGAGGUGUUUGCAGAUGAAUAAACACAGCCAGGAGCUGCUGGUGCAGUGCUGCAGGCACAAAGGUCCAUUGCUGGAUAAAAGGAAAGGACUCUCACAGUGCAGUGAACUUUAAGGGUGGAUUUAAUGGCAUGGGGACAAAUUGAGUGCUCUGAUGGGCAGCUGCUGUCAGUCCACUCUGCCAGGGAGGAGCAGGAGAGGCAGGACACAGCCUGAGCAGCCUGGCUGCCCUUGCCCUCCCACAUCUUCCCUCAGGCCCACAUUUGUGGGCACUGGGUCCCACUCAUCCCCAGCUCCAGCAAGGGGAGCAGAAUCUAAAACCCAAAAGAAACCCACAGGGAAAAACCUGCAGGUGACCAAGGCACGCUGCUGCUGCGUGGCCUUAAAAAAAGGGAAAAGCCUGGGAGAGGCUCUGGAGCUGACAGAAGAGAGGAGAGGCUUUCAAGGUGGUCUCAACAGCUUAAUGCUGAAAAUAGCCCAUUUUCAGGGCAGCAGGAGGAGGGUGUUCACCAAGGACAGCCAGGGAGCAGCUGGGGCUGCAGGAUGGUUGUGAUGAGUCCUUCAGAGCAGCCCUGGGAUGCUGGAGAGCUCUGGGCCUCUGUGGACACCUUCAUGUUUUUAUUUUCAUGUCAAAAUAUUUCUCAUCUUUUUAUUUUCAUGGGAUUUUACUGGCAGCCAGCAGGAAGGGGAAGGGGCCUGCAGUCCAUGGAGUGCUUUGGGGGAGGAAGGAGCUGCCUGUCCUCUCCAGUUCCCUGCUCCCAAAUUCCACAGCUGCACAGCCACCCUGCAGGAGUUUGUCCCUGCAUUUGCUGUCCUUUGGGAAUGCUGGGCAGCUCUGGAGCUGCAGCAGCCCUGCUCUGAGGUGUCCCAGCCCAGCCAGCAGCCAGGAUGAGCCACAAUCUCUUCCUCGGGAGCCUCCUGGUGUUUGAAGGACGGGGCGAGCGUCCAGCGGCCAUGAGGUUCUGCGGGGAUAAGGCGGGAGAAGCUUGGAAGUGGAGAUGGAAAUCUCAAAAGCUCAGACGUCUUUUGGUCAUUUCCAAAGCUCUCUGGUGUUGGCCAGACCUGAAAACCCUUCCUAGGAGUUUUAUUUCGGAGUAUUUUGAUCUGGUACUUUCGCUUUUGGGCUUAGCUAAAUCCAGGAAACUCGCAGUGGUGUAAUUUUUGAAUCAAGACUAAACACACCCCAAGUAUUCCUGAACCCAUCAGGAAAGCUGCUGCUUGGUUUAUCUUCCAGGAAUAAUUCAGGCUUGAAUUCAGUCUGGUUUUGCCCUUAGAUAAUGAUUCUUUUUGAGGAAAUAAUGAGAGCAGGCCGUGAUCUUUCCAAAAGGCUGUGACCUGACACACCAAGUUGUUCCAGGAGGUUGAUGGAGAUAAAUUCAGUGAGAGGGGCCAAUGUCUGGAGGCUGGAAGAGCAGCCUGGAGUAUCCAUGGCCUCCAAAAACUCACACAGACACAUUUUCCCCAGGAAUUGUGGGAAGGAGGUGUUGGGUUCUGCCAGAUCUCGGGAUUUUUCCCUCUAGGAGAGCCUUCAGCCAUCUCGGGGUGUCCCAGAACACCCAAAAACCUUCAGCAUCUUUAAGGGUUUGGUUUUUUUUCAGGAUGGAUACUGUGAAAAGUCAGGAAGGGCCAGGUGUCCUUGAUUUGCACAGCCAGGGUGAAGAGAUGUGGAUUAAGUGCCUGGUAAAAGCCAGAAAAAGUUGUGUUUAAAGAUAAAUCCCAGUCUCUGUCAGAGCUGUUGAGCCAGGAUCGAAUUUUCCUAAAUCCAGGUACAGCUGCAGAUCUCCCCAUCCAUACUGAGCCCAAAUUUAAUCACAAAUCUUGCAUAAACACCUACAGCAUGGACUCUGCCUUUUGGGGGGCUUCUCGCAGGCUGGGGCUCAAAAUCCAGUAUCCCCCAACCCAGGAUUUGGCUCUGAAUAUUCCCUUUAAAAUCCAUGUGUAAAGUGAAUUUCCAGGGCUCUGCCGCUGUUUUUAUUUUGGUAAAUUGAGUGGUUUGUGCUUGGUGAGAGCUGUCCCUGUGCCAGGGCUGCUGGAAAUAGUCACAACAUCCAAAAGAGCUGGAAUUCUGCAUUUUUUAAUAGCAAUACAAUGAGGGGAAGCUGCUAAAUGGAGCCUCUUGUAAGCUGGAAAUGUGUUGGAGUAAAAUUUGUGAUUUCUUGUAGGGGAAAAAACCCUAAACAACUCUAAAAUUGUCCAGAAUCUUAAAUGUUAGGAUUUACAGUUUUAUUGGCAAAGAUCCAUGUUUAUCAUCAAUAUAUGGGGUUUCUACACUUUCUGUCUUAAAGUGUGAAGUCUGCUUUUUAUUGAGAUGGUGGGAAACCUGUAACAAGAAUAUUUCUACAUCAUUUUGGCUAGGAAAAAAAACCCCAAACACCAAAAUAUGAGCAAAAAAAUGGAAAAGCACCCAGAUCCCAGUGGUCUCUGGUGUUGAAGAGGGCACAUGAACAUGUUAGGAAGGAGAAGACUUUCCAACCUCCUGUAAUGCAAUCAUUAUUUUACUUUAUUUUUAGGAUUUUUUUUAACACUAACAUCAUUUGGUUGCUUGACUGUGAAAGUCUGUGCUUUUCCAUCCCCAUGGAAGGCUGAUUAUUCUUUCUCAUGUUCUUCUUAUUUAUUAUUUAUCCCUUUCUGGUACUAUCCAAGAGGUGCUGAAGGUAUCUCCCAGCCUGCCCUAGAGCCAUGUGGAAUCCCUGUGGUAUCUCCUACCAGCUGGGAUGGCAGUACACACCUAAUUAUGAUUUUAAAUUAUAUUUAUAGCAACUUAGAUUAUUUUUCUUUUAGUGUCCUGGUUUGCUCUAGAAUUAGGGAUGGGGAUAAGGAAUCUUGUUUUUAAAACAUUGUAUUUUUUGAGUUUUCUUUUAACAUCUUGCUGGUUUCUGAAGAAACCUGCUCACUUUUAUGUUUUUAGGAGGGAAGCACGAGGUGGGUUUCUUGUUCCUUUGAGAGGGGAUUGAGUAGCACCAGGGUUCAGUUUAGCUGGUAAAAUGCUCUGUGUCACAUCAUUAAAACCACCCUGAAUUCUGAGAAAACAACCACUUUCCACCUGGAAAUUAAAAUCUGCUUGGUGACAAACUUGGUUUGUCCAAGGCUCAUGCCAGGCUUUUCUCUGUCAGAUUUCUAUGGAGUUUGCUGAGCCCUGGGUGGUCAGGAUGGGCCAAGGCAGGGCUGGGGACAGCCAGGUGUCACCUCUGGGGAUGGAGGAUACGUGUCCUGCAGAAAUAAUGGAGAAAUCCAUCUGCAGGUCCUGCUCUCUAGGGGAUGUUGAGGGGAAUCCCUGAAGUGUGGGAGAGAAUCAGGACUGGGGGCUCAAAACCCAUCAGCUUUUGUUCUUAUUAUUCCCUUUCUCCCCUUGGAAAGGAGCUUCAAAAUCCUCCCCAGCCUUUCUGAUAAAGAAUAACAGAAUCAGAGAGCCACAGAGUCAUUUAGGGUAGAAAAACCUUUAAAAUCAUCGAGUCCAACCAAAAACUCAGCACUGCCAAGGCCACCACUAACCCAUGUCCCCAAUUGCCACAUCCACACAUUUUAAGCCCUUCCAGGGAGGGUGACUCAAGCCCUUCCCUGGCAGCCUGGGCGCUGUGGUGCAGCUGUUUUCAGACAGCUCACGCUGCUUUUUCUGGGUUUUUCUCUUUUUUUCUGCUUUUUUUUUCCUGGUUUGUUUUCUUUCCCCAACGUAUAAGAAACGUUGGGUAGCAGAAUGUGGAAUUGAUUAGAAGUUCAUAAAGCAGGGACCUCAGAAGGAUGUGGGUAUAAAUGCUUUUCAGGCAUCCGAGGUGAACUUUAAAUGGAGCUUUGGCCCUCAUUUGCUUUCUGCUUUUCAAAAACCAUUUAUGAGAAAGUGGAGCUGUCAAAGCCAUGCAUGAACUUUGCCUUCUUGCAAAUAACUUGUCUCAAAGUAAAUUGUCCAAAUGCACAAGAAACUUGUCUCAAAGUAAAUCCAGUAGCUCUACAAAGCUGGAAUUGUGUGCAUUAGAGGGUGUGAGGUGUGUGUGUGUGUGUGUGUGUGUGUGCAUGUGUUGUGCUUGGGGGUGUGCAGGGAGUUACUCAACCAUUUUGAGAUUUACAAAAACACAAUGCAAGUGCUUUUAGAAAAAAAAAAAAGGCAGUGUAAAAUAUUUAUUUCUUGGCAGAAGUACAUCAGACCACAUCUCCCAUCCUUUUUUUAAUUGCUUGGUGUUUGUUUGUGUUGUCUCAGGCUUUGCUGGUUUCCUCUGCAGGGCUCUGUCACCUCACACAACCCCUCUCUCAGCCAGGCCACGGGGCAGCUCCAGCCCCUCAGGAGAGCCCUGGGGUGCAAGCAGUGAGCAGAGGCAGAGCUGGUGUUGGGUUAAAGGCAGCACAGUGCAACGUGGGUGAUUUUCAGUUUUCAGCCUUGUCGAGGGAACUCUUUCCUUGUGAGACUCCAAAGCACCACAGCCUGAGGCAGCACCCGAGUCACAGCCUUGGGGAGGGUGGUUGGGCAGGCAGAGCAGCUUGGAGGGUGUGAGGUGGCACUGGCAUGGGUCUGAGGUGGCACUGGCUGGUUGGCAGUGUCCUGUGGGCUUUGCCCAGGGUGUGGAGCUGCCCUGUGUGGGAUGGGCACUCCGAGCUCCCGUUCCCAGCCAGGUGCAGACAUGCCAAGCUCACAGACGUGUCCCUGUGCUCCAGAGUCCCUCCGUGGUCACCUGGCUGCCCACCUGCACAGCUGCACGUCUCCUCCCCCUGGAUCCACCUGCAACACUUCCCUGUGCUGCCUUCACCCAUCUCAGUGCUGUUCCUUGUGCCCUGGAGAUGAGCAGGGGUAGCAGAGUGACAGCAGGACUGUGUGUGUAACGUUUGAGAGGCUUUUACUCCAUGGUGUUGCUUUAAUGAGAUGCUUUUAGGAUCCGUGCUGCACUGGUAUUCUUUAACCUUCACUGCCACAGAUUCUUUUUCCCCACCCUCUUCACUUCAAUCAGAUCGGCAAAAUACAUUUUGCUUGAAAAAAAAUCCCCAAACAACCCCAAACCCUUCUGAUGGGAUAAGUUACUCCUCUUUACUGUGCUUUGAUUUGAUUUCUCAGGAUACUCAGAGGUUUUUCACUGCUGCUGAGAGGGGACAGUACACCUUUUUGGAGACUUCAACCACUGUAACAGUUUUCCAGAUGUGUGUGUGCGUGUGCGUGUGUGUAACCCAGCACUGUGCGUGCGUGUGUUCUGCUGAAUAUCGUGUGCAUCUCUGAAAUGCUUCAAACAACUGCCUGGAAGUCAAAAACCAACCACCUCUUUCCAGUCAUAUGUUUGCCGUGACUUUUCAUAACCACACUUGAAACUAGUGGUCUUGGAUGGAAAUAUUCAAAGAGCAGGGCAUCUUUAUAGCAAUGGUAUGUCAGUCGAAUUACGGGAAAUGUACACAAAAAUAAAUAAAUGAAAUUUAAAAGUAACGUU
Molecule: messenger RNA, 12026 nt
Organism: Onychostruthus taczanowskii (white-rumped snowfinch)
Lineage: Eukaryota; Metazoa; Chordata; Aves; Passeriformes; Passeridae
Gene: MAP2K6
Product: mitogen-activated protein kinase kinase 6
Exons: 12
Coding region: 133-1137 (334 amino acids)
Biological process (GO): MAPK cascade; protein phosphorylation
Molecular function (GO): ATP binding; MAP kinase kinase activity
Source: RefSeq, a predicted model, not a curated record